This is a messenger RNA of Durusdinium trenchii, 372 nucleotides long. The record is from the annotation of a GenBank genome assembly. NCBI's taxonomy places the organism in Eukaryota, Dinophyceae, Suessiales, Symbiodiniaceae.
GAGACGCCGUGUCUGUUUGAAAACAUCAUCAACCUCAAUGAUGGUGAAACGCGACGAUGCAUUGUACACUCUGCUGCCUGUGAAUUGGAUCGUUUUGAUCCAAAGAAAGGAGAUGCGGAUGAUUUGUCUAUCUUUGCUGCAGGCUUCAGCUGCAAGUCCUUUUCCAAGAUGAACAUCAAUUUCACAGAACUCCGCACUGCCCUGGCUGACCAGAAGGAAUGUAGCUCCUUGGCUACCUUCCGUGGGGUGCUUCACAUUGUGCGAGAAUGUCGGCCUCGCAUAGUGUUGCUCGAAAACGUGGACAGUAUAGACUCUUCAGUUGGCCAAAGUGAUAGCAGCGAUAAAGAGUUCGAUGCCCAGAGAGCUAAUUGA